AUGCUUUUCGUUUCAUUCGUGCGUGGCUGCGUGCGGCGGGCGGCGGCGCAGGUGGUGACGCUGCUCAACUCGGUGUACAAGCUGUUCGACGCGCGCAUCGAGUGCUACGACGUGUACAAGGUGGAGACCAUCGGCGACUCGUACAUGGUGGCGUCGGGGCUGCCCGUGCGCAACGCGAUGCGCGUACACAUCAGCUUGGAGGUGAAGAAGGCGCUGGAUGCAGCGGGGGGCUUCCGAACCGAGCACCGAGGACUCGUCGACGUCAAGGGCAAGGGGCUCAUGGACACCUACUGGCUCACUUGCAAAGACGGCGGGAUCGCCCGGGCCACCGAACUCGACACGCCCGCCUUCUUCCAGUAUUCGUGA
This is a messenger RNA of Gryllus bimaculatus (two-spotted cricket), 366 nucleotides long. NCBI's taxonomy places the organism in Eukaryota, Metazoa, Arthropoda, Insecta, Orthoptera, Gryllidae. The record is from the annotation of a GenBank genome assembly.